Messenger RNA from Centropristis striata (black sea bass), 4218 nucleotides. RefSeq names its product acetoacetyl-CoA synthetase (gene aacs). The transcript is spliced from 18 exons. Gene Ontology annotation, cellular component: cytosol. NCBI's taxonomy places the organism in Eukaryota, Metazoa, Chordata, Actinopteri, Perciformes, Serranidae. The record is from RefSeq and is a predicted model, not a curated record. Gene Ontology annotation, biological process: positive regulation of insulin secretion; lipid metabolic process. Gene Ontology annotation, molecular function: acetoacetate-CoA ligase activity. The coding region runs from base 187 to 2217 and encodes 676 amino acids.
CUUGCCUUUGACAGUGAGCUUCGCUAGCUGUCGCGCACUGUAAGUCUCCAGUCAGUCAAAGUACUUAGCUAGCCGGUGAUUUGACUUAGCACGAGUCUUCACCUCAGGGACAGUUAGCUUCAGCAAGGCGACUCGCGCUAACCGCUGUACUGUCUGUCAGCCGACAAAAAAAGGGACGAGACAAAGAUGUCUAAAGACACGGAAAGCAAGAGCGAGAAAAUUAUGGAUAUGGAGAGCAAGGUGUUGUGGUACCCGGACUCAAAGAGGAACACACUGAUGGACAAGUUUAGGAUACAGGUCAACGGGGAAUACGGACUUAAUCUGGCCAACUACAAUGACCUGUACCAGUGGUCGGUGGACAGCUACCCAGAUUUCUGGGCACAAGUGUGGCGCUUCUGUGGAGUCGUCGGCUCCAAACCGUAUGAGGAGGUGGUGGAUGUAUCCAAGCGGAUCUCGGAUGUUCCAGAGUGGUUUAAAGGAGCGCGGCUCAACUACGCUGAGAACUUGCUGAAACAUGCAGACCAGGAUAAAGUAGCUCUCUAUGCUGCAACGGAGGCAAAUGAUGAGAUUGUGAAAGUGACGUUUGGGGAGCUGAGGCGCGAUGUGGCGUUGUUUGCUGCAGCCAUGAGGAAGAUGGGCGUCCAGACUGGAGACAGGGUCGUAGGCUACCUGCCUAAUGGUAUCCAUGCAGUGGAAGCCAUGUUGGCAGCAGCCAGCAUCGGAGCCAUUUGGAGCUCCACAUCUGUCGACUUUGGAGUCAAUGGAGUCCUUGACAGAUUUUCUCAAAUCCAGCCCAAGCUGAUCUUUUCUGUUGCAGCUGUGGUUUACAACGGCAAAACACAUGACCACAUGGAAAAGCUGACCAGUGUCGUCAAAGGUCUGCCUGACCUGAAGAAAAUAGUGGUGAUUCCCUACGCUCGCUCCAAACAUGAGACUGACCUCUCCAAGAUCCCCAACAGUGUAUUUAUAGAUGAUUUCUUGUCAUCUGGUCGUGGUGAGGGCGACCAGUUUCCUCAGCUGGAGUUCGAGCAGCUUCCAUUUAAUCAUCCUUUGUUCAUCAUGUACUCUUCUGGCACCACAGGAGCUCCUAAAUGUAUGGUCCACUCUGCUGGGGGCACGCUCAUCCAACACUUGAAAGAACACAUUCUUCAUGGCAAUAUGAACAGCAGUGAUGUCAUCAUUUACUACACCACGACCGGCUGGAUGAUGUGGAACUGGCUGGUGUCUGCUCUGGCAGUGGGAGCUUCAGUGGUUUUAUAUGACGGUUCACCACUAAUGCCCACACCCAACGUACUGUGGAACCUGACAGACCAGCUGGGCAUCACUAUCUUUGGUACCGGGGCCAAGUGGCUGUCUGUGCUGCAGGAGAGGAACCUGAAACCCGCGGAAACACAUAACCUCCAGUCUCUCCACACCAUCCUGUCGACUGGAUCCCCUCUCAAACCUCAGAGUUACGACUAUGUCUACCGCUGCAUCAAGAGCAACGUGCUGCUGGGCUCCAUCUCAGGCGGCACUGACAUAGUGUCAUGUUUCAUGGGUCAGAAUCCAACAGUUCCAGUGUACCGGGGCGAGAUCCAAACAAGAAACCUCGGCAUCGCUGUGGAAGCCUGGAGCCUUGAAGGUAAGCCUGUAUGGGGAGAGAGCGGGGAGCUUGUCUGCUUGAAACCGAUCCCCUGCCAGCCUACACACUUCUGGAAUGACGAGAACGGAAGCAAAUACCACAAAGCGUACUUUUCUACAUAUCCUGGGGUGUGGGCCCAUGGAGACUACUGUAAAAUCAACCCAAAGACAGGAGGCAUUGUCAUGCUGGGCAGAAGUGACGGUACACUGAACCCCAACGGAGUCCGAUUUGGCAGCUCAGAGAUCUAUAACAUCGUGGAGGCGUUCGAGGAAGUCACAGACAGUCUCUGCGUUCCUCAGUACAACGCCGACGGAGAAGAGAGGGUUAUUCUGUUCUUGAAGAUGGCACCUGGGAAGCCCUUCUGCCCCGAGUUGGUGGCAAAGAUCAAAGGAGCCAUCAGAAAAGCUCUGUCUGCCCGUCACGUCCCUGCUCUGCUGCUGGAGACCAGAGACAUUCCUUACACCAUCAGCGGUAAGAAGGUGGAGGUGGCUGUGAAGCAGGUGGUCGCCGGCAGGGAGGUGGCGCAGAGAGGAGCGUUCUCCAACCCCGAUUCACUGGACCUCUACAAGAACAUUCCUGAAUUGCAGAACUAUUAAGAGACGAGGCUUCACUGAGACAGAGAAAGGACCACCUGACAAGAAUUCAGCUUAGUUUGUAAAGUAACUGGAACAGGGAGAUAUCCAAAGUGCACUGCAGAGGUAGUUUACAAUGUCACAUUGAGCUUUGUACAGGACAUAAAAAGGGAAAAAUGUGAAUAUCAACAUAAUACAAAACUAAACAAAUAAUAUGUAGAUAUAACAAUACGUGUGGUGGACUUUAGAAACAUGAGGCGUGCUGCUUCAUUGGCUCGCUUUCAAUCAAGUGAUCAAGCAGCUGCUCUUUGUCUACCGUGUCGUGCAAGUAAAUGUUGAACUGGAUUCAGCUUCGGAUAUAAUGUGACGUGCACAGCAGCGCUUGUGAAUAAGCUCAUGCUCUGAAGCCACCGGUAACGGAGAAGUGUCAUUUUCUUCGGCUUCACUUUCUCAUUGCUAUCAGCUCGCGAAGAGCCGUCUCUCUCUGUGUCGCCUGCUUUAACCCCCGUGUUGGUUACGAGUGCGUCCCAGACUGAUAAAAUCCAUGCAAGUGUGCAGAUAAACACAAGCAAACACCUGAGAUAUCACCAUACCGUCGUCAUGUGGUACGAAUUGCUUUAUCAAAUGUGUAUAUACAUGAAUAUAUAUUUUUUGGACUGUGAAAUUAACAUUAUAAUUAUGCAUUUGAAGAUAGUGACCCAAACCUUGUUAACCAAAGUGAGAUUUAGAGGGUUUUAACAUGUCAGGAGUUUCAGUUUGAAUAAAUGAAUCCGAGAUUCCAGAUAAAAACAAAACUUACUGAACUUUUCCCAACUUAAAAAGUUAUUGAUCUCCUGUGUAUUACAUGUUUAAUUCCUAACAAUAAUUUGACUUUGUAACAUUGACUCUUUUUCAUUCCGCCCAAAACAUGAAGACAUGAGUUGAUAAAGCUCUCUAUACGUUUCUUUUUUUAGUCACAUUGGCUCUCAUUUAUCAAACCAAUAAUUCAGUCAAGGUCAAGUGUGGUCGGGUUCAUUUCACCACAAAAGCCUCUUUUUAUUAGUUACAUGUUUGUCAUAACUAAGCCUGUUUUUGCUUUGUACAUGGGAAACCUGAGUUAUUAAUUCAACAUUUCCUCAGGCUGUGUGGCAAAGCCUAAAGGCUAAUUCAUGCUAUUAAAGAUGAACUGCAGCAGGUUUGGUCAAUAGUAGCACUACUGAGCUGCGUGGGUGUACAAUAACAAACAACACUUCCUGUCAGGAGCUAAAAGAGCUGACCAGAAUGUAAAUUGUGUAACAAUUACAAAUAUAAAGGCCAGGGAGGCAUUUGAUCUUAAACCGGGGGAAAGAUUUUAUAUGAUAUUUAACAGAAGUAGCAUUUUCUUACUGGAUUUUUGUGGUUUUUAAGGAUUCUUCUCGUUUUCAUUUUUGAUUCAGUCUUUGUUACUUGUUUCGGGAUAAUUUUAAACAUUUUUAAAGGUAUGAAUGUCAACUAUUCUGCAGUUCAUCUUUAUUCUUACAUCUUUUUUCACCACGUGUUACAAAGUGGGGCAAUAAUUUAAUAAAUGUGUCCCCAUUUUGUUUGUGGCACGUGGUUGACGGGAUACAUUUUACCUACCAAUGGUGUUGAACUAUUCCAGUGAUUGACAGGCGGCAGUUUUUAAGUACAAAUAAAUCUACUUUUCUAAUUCUGAGGUAUUUUAAUCUUCACCAACGCUAUUUGGUGAGAAACACUAAUGUAAACAGAACUUAAAUUAUUAGAAGAAAAUUCCACAGGUUAUCUUUAAAGUCUCAAAGAUGCAUACGCUGUCUUUCCUACAGAGACAGGGAUCCUAAGGACACAACUGUACACUUUGCACUUUAGUUCUGUAUCUGUAUGUUACAAUGUUCAUAAUAUAAUCUGGUGAAACAUUGCAGAUCUGCUGUUCUGUUCUGUCAUAUGCAUGCAGGCGAGGCAGUUUUUCUUCUGCACCAAAUAUUUCUUAUAAUAGGCCAAGUGUUGCAGACAGUUCUUGAUGUGUCACAUAUAAAUAAUGAGUCGAUUGUA